CGUGUUGUCGUACUUCCGUGAGGCUGUCCUUCAUCUUGAUCGUCGCAAUGUCGAAGGACGAACAAUCGUCAAGUCUUCGUUGAUGGAAGAGCAGAAGCGUGUUUGGUUCGAGAAACAUGAGAGCGGAGGAGGAGGAAAGAGCAGCGGAGUCCUGCAGCCUCCCGAAGAGGUCCUCAAAGCUCAUCAACGGUUCAAAAACAAGCUACGAAAGGCCCUUCGAGUCGAAAAAAGAGAAGUACACAUAGCUUCUACGAAAGAAGACUUGGACAAGCAGAUCAAGGAGACCCAAGAUGGAUUCUUUCCUCAUUUAGUUGCGCAGCAGAACCUCGACGAUGCAACCAAGUCGCAAGAUAUAUACCAUGCCGACCGAACGCAUGGCGCCAAACGAGUUGGACGAUGGGCACAAGAAUUCGCCAAUGGGUUCAGUCAGUUCGUCAGCGCAUAUUCAGGCAUCAUAGAUGUCGUCCAGAAUGCUGCAGGGCCGUAUGGAGAUGUAGCAUAUCAAACCCUGUCUAUAUUCCUCAUUGUCGUGGUGAAUAAAAGCAGUAAUGAUAUCAAAAUCAAGGAUUUGCUCGAUGAUAUGCGAAAGUCUUUCCCUCGCCUGGAGAAUUGGGCUGAUAUCUACCCUACUACGACAAUGAGAAAAUUAGUUGCAGAUGCUUAUGAGCAGGUCAUCGAAUUCUCUCGAGCUGCUACGGAGUACUUCACACACUUCUUGACGAGAUUCACAUUGGCAAUCAUUGCCCCGCCAUCCACGGGUGUGGAUAAAAUUGCAGCUCUCAUCCACAAGACGCUCGCAGAGAUCAAUUCGGAAGCCAUGUACAAACUACAUGGUCGAUCACAAGAUAUCCAAACUCAGGUGAACAAGUCUGGUCAGCAUAUUGAAGAACUUAAAGCACAAGUUACUAUCUCCGGUGAAAAGAUCCAAAAGCUCCAGGUUUAUGCAGAGAGAAUGGAAGACACGAACGACUGGCUACGACGAGCUUUGCAGGAGCAGUCGGAUAAGUUCGAUGCAUACAAGAAGGAGGUCGAGCAACGAGCGCAACAAGAAGACGAACAACGACUGAAAACUCUGGAAGAAGAGCUUGGGGUAACAUUCCCAUCCCCAGAAACCAACGUCGAAGAAACCAAAAGAUACCUCAAACAAGUCUUCCCCAACUCGCCACGCUACGUAGCACACAUGCCCGAAACAGCCUACGUCCAAAUGAACCGCGCCCUCCUCCAAAAAACCGAAAUCUACCGAAGCUGGAUCUCCUCCACCGACUCCUGCCUGCUAUUCCUCAGCGGCAAGACCGCCUACGACGGCCGCCACUACAGAGGAUGGAGCCAUUGCUGGCUCUCACCGGCUGCUAUUUAUAUCACUGAAGAUCUUGCGAGAGAGGAUAUUCAUGUUGCGUUCUUUUCUUGCCAUCCGGGGUUGGAAAGUAAGGUUGUCCCUACGAAGCAAAUUAUCUCGUCGAUUAUUCUCCAGAUUUUGAUGAGGAAACCGCAUAUCCUGCGGGAGAAAGCGGUGCAGUUCCAUAGUGCGGCAUUGAGUGAUCCGUUCCGGAACUCAGCGAAUACUAAAACGCAAGCAAGAGCUAUGAUGAAACUACUCGGAGACGUCCUCGCUGCUGUGAAAGAUCUGGGAACCACCUUUAUCGUUCUAGAUAGACUGGACCAAUGUGAAGGCAAAUUUAAAUUCGUCAUGGACGAACUGGUAAGGUUAGUAGGUAAUCCGGCCUGUAAUGUCAAGAUUGCCGUUAUUGCGGAGACUUCGAUUGGGGGUGGAGAAUGGGAUCCAGAUAUGCUGUCUGAAGUUGAGUAUAAAGUAGACCGUGUGUUCCGGCGUCAGGAUUGGAAUCAGGCUCGGUUGACGAAUCUGGAGCUUAAUAGGGGAGAGAGGCCUCUGACGUGGACGAGUGAGGGGUCGACGUUGUCGUUGGGUGAUGUGACUGCUUAAUGUAUAUAUCGAACCUCAAAUAGUGUAAUUACUGUGAUAUAUCUAUCAG
Messenger RNA from Mollisia scopiformis, 1991 nucleotides. RefSeq lists its product as uncharacterized. The coding region runs from base 83 to 1942 and encodes 619 amino acids. The record is from RefSeq and is a predicted model, not a curated record. Lineage: Eukaryota; Fungi; Ascomycota; Leotiomycetes; Helotiales; Mollisiaceae. The transcript has 6 exons.